AUGAUGCGACCACCGAUACCACGCAGCCUCCACAACCGGGUCGCAUCCAUCCCACGAGCAGCGCAUGGGUCACUCUCCACAUCAAUCUUGUCCAACGGCAUCUCCCACCAACCAACAAAUAACAACAACAACCUACGAACCACCAGAUCAGCAACCUCAAUCUCUCCAAUCACCUCAACUCCCCAGUCUACAAUCCAAAAGCGCCCCUUUCUCUCCUCCUUCCUCCCCAACUCCGACUCCGCCUCCAAAACCCGCCACCUAACCGCAACCCGAACUCUCCCACACCCUCCCGCCCCCCUCUUCGACAUUAUCUCCUCCGUCGAAUCCUACUCCUCCUUCCUCCCUUUCCUAACCGCCUCAACCGUUACCCACCGUGACCCAACCACCAACUACCCGACCCGCGCGUUCCUCACCGUCGGCUACGGGCCCCUCAGCGAGACCUUCACCUCCAAGGUGACUUGCGACCCGGAGAACUGGGUCGUGGAGGCACAAAGCGGCGCGAAAUAUGGCUACUUGAGUACGAGGUGGGAGUUGGAGAGUCAGGGUGAGGGUAAGGGGACGGUGGUGAGACUGGAUAUUCGAUUUGAGUUCCGCAGUCAGUUGCAUGCUGCUAUGAUGGGCGCUGUGGAGGGACAGAUGGCGGGUGUUAUGGUCGAGGCGUUUGAGAAGAGAAUUUACGAUGUGUUGGGGAGGGCUUGA
Molecule: messenger RNA, 699 nt
Organism: Aspergillus niger
Lineage: Eukaryota; Fungi; Ascomycota; Eurotiomycetes; Eurotiales; Aspergillaceae
Exons: 2
Coding region: 1-699 (232 amino acids)
Biological process (GO): cellular respiration; ubiquinone biosynthetic process
Cellular component (GO): mitochondrion
Molecular function (GO): ubiquinone binding
Source: RefSeq, a predicted model, not a curated record